GUUAGUAUCGACCCCAUGACUCCCCUUAGUAUCGACAUUGAUCUUGGCUCGAUCUGCUCGCCUUUACCUUCACUGCGCAUUGGACGUGCUUGGGAAGAAACUUUUCACUGCGCAUUGGACGCACUUGGGAAGAAGCUUUUCACUGCGCGUUGGACGUACUUGGGAAGAAACUUUAACCAGCCACUUUCAAAAAUGAGAAAAAGGAAUGACAACAAGAAUGUAUCAUCCUCCGCCCAGGCAACUCCUCAACAUCAGAGGAAGACGGAGAAUGCGCCCAGCUGGAAGCCAAGGGGUUUAUUUAUCCUGUUUGUUAUCCUCGUUUUGGUGCCUUUCACACUGAUAGUGGCACAGCGAUUACUCCAGCACCUUGUUUACACACACAGACUCAAGGUUCCGUUCUUUACUGACCUCAGCCAGCCUGCUGACUUCUCCCAAAACCACACCAUUAACAUGUACUUAACAUCAGAGCAGGGAAUCUCUCUUGGUGUGUGGCAUACGGUGCCUGCAAGUAAAUGGAGGGAGGCACAAGGGAAAGGCCUGGCAUGGUAUGAAAGCACAAUAAGUGAUGGGAGUCCAGUUUUCAUAUAUCUACAUGGGAACACAGGCACAAGGGGGGCUUCUCAUCGGGUGGGAACUGCAAAGGUUUUGAGUGCACUUGAUUACCAUGCGAUAGUGCUUGAAUACAGAGGAUUUGGAGACUCAAGUGGCGAACCAACCGAAGUUGGACUUACUACAGAUGCCCUCCACGUUUACAACUGGGUGAAAGAACGCAGUGGAAGCAGCCCGGUCAUCCUCUGGGGACAUUCUCUUGGCACUGGAGUGGCCACUAACACUGCUGUCAAACUGCUUGAGCAAGGUAUUGUUCUGGACGGCAUUAUUCUUGAAGCCAUCUUUAAUAUGGCUGAACAAAAACUACCAAGGCAUAUAUUUUCUUGGUAUUACUGGAAAUUUCCUGGCAUGGGAUAUUUUUUUCGGGAGCCAUGGGCUGAAAAUAAAAUUGACUUUCCCAAUGAGGAUAAUUUAAGAAAAAUGAGAAGCCCAAUUCUUUUCCUUCAUUCAGAGGAUGAUCAGUUUAUUCCCAUUGGGAUUGCUCAGCGACUGUACAAGGUAGCAGUGAGUGCCCAGAAUGCAGAGCGGGUCAAGCUUGUAACUUUUGAAGGUUCCCUUGGGUACCUGCACAAUGGAUUAUACAAAGACCCCCGUCUGCCUGACAUCAUAAGGAAGUUCAUCUUGUCUGUGUAAAGUGGGCUGUACGAGUCCAGCAGUUAUUCAAUAUGGCGUGUGUACACACAGUAUGUGAGAGAAGGAGGUACAGUCGUCCCUCGUUUAUCGCGUUUAAUUGGUUCCGGACCCUACUGCGAUAAAUUUUCACGAAGUGGGACUCAAUAGUAAUAAUUUGAAUGUAGUUAGAGCAUAGAAAAGCUGUUUAUGACUUUCUAAAUACAAUUUUUUACCAUUAUUAGAGCCCUGUUGACAUGAAAUAACACCCCAUAGUCACUUUUACACUCCUAUUAUUCUUUGUUUACACCACAUUGCUAAUGCGCAGGCUACAUCACUGCAGGGGCAUAAGAAGACGGCUGCUGCUAACAUAUCAAUCUACCGAGCUAACUAGUUAGCCUCUCCAAUUUACUUAUUCUAAAUGUAAGCAAGUGUUUCAAACAGAGUGGGGAACAAUGCUAAAAUUAGAGGCCGAAACCUUACCACUUCCACACGAAUGAGAGAACUAUGUUAUGUCUGACAUGCGGUGGCUGACUACAUGCAGGGUGAUGGUAAUCUAAUCUCAUGUCAUGUCUCAUUAAUGUAACAUUACUGACGCCUAGUGGCCAGAAUACUACAUAAACUUGUGUUUCAAUCUUUUUUGACUAAUAAUAAUCUAUAGGGAAGCACGAAACAGCAGUCAUUUAUUAAUUAAUUUUCAAAAACUGGUGAUAGACGAAGGAAGUGAGGUUCGAACCGUGACAUAGCGAGGGACGACUGAACUGUAAAUCAUGUGCUUUGUCUCAAAAAUUUUAUGAUGUUUAUUGGCUCAUUUCCAUGUCAUGAUUGUUGGGAAUAUGUGAUUACAAAAAUAAUUUGUGGGCUAUUACUCCAUAGGGAAAUAUAAUGAGGCUACAGGAGAUGUGUUCUACAGUACACUGACACAAAGUGACAAUGCCUUGCUUUAACUAACUUUAAAUUGCUUAUUGCGCAUCAUACUUGAUUAACUGAUCAUUUAGAAUUCCAGCAAUUGUGUGGAAUUAGUUACUUAUAUAAAAAUGUAGUGCUUCGCUUGGCUGCCAUCAUCAAUGGCACUGUUGAUUCUGUCCAAACAUUUCUUUCAGUCUAUAUGUCUGUCCAUUUUCUGUACGGCUUAUCCUUAGUGAAAAGCCACGCACGCACGGGAAGGACAUGCAAACUCCACACAGAGAUUUUCCAAUGGAGAGUCAAACCCGGACCCCCGUGCAGCACAGCUCUUUCAAGUUCAAGUUAAAUUAAAUUCUGUUGUUGUACAGGGUAUAUUCACAUAUUAGAUCAUCUUUAAUGCCACUGUAUCACAAAUUCAACACCUGUGUCUUGAUUUGCUUGAAUUAAAUAUCUUCUU
This is a messenger RNA of Dunckerocampus dactyliophorus (ringed pipefish), 2581 nucleotides long. RefSeq names its product Monoacylglycerol lipase ABHD12-like. The transcript has 13 exons. The record is from RefSeq and is a predicted model, not a curated record. NCBI's taxonomy places the organism in Eukaryota, Metazoa, Chordata, Actinopteri, Syngnathiformes, Syngnathidae. Bases 16 to 1242 code for a protein of 408 amino acids. Gene Ontology annotation, cellular component: endoplasmic reticulum membrane. Gene Ontology annotation, molecular function: monoacylglycerol lipase activity; phosphatidylcholine lysophospholipase A1 activity. Gene Ontology annotation, biological process: monoacylglycerol catabolic process; phosphatidylserine catabolic process.